GCCGCACCCCGACGUGUUCGCUCUCCUUGCCCCAACCUUAUACACCCCGCUUAGAUCCUCCUAUCGAACACGACGGUUCAGACAAUAUCCCGAGAAAGAUGCCUCCGCCUUUGUUAGAUCAGAUCGUUCAGACCGCUCUUCCGCAACAUUGUGAACCCUCGUCGGCUUUCCUGGCCUCCCUUUCUUCGCACUUGCAUAUCUGCCUUCCGACACCCUUGGCGCUCAUAUCCUCGGUGCUCGGGACGUUGAGUAUUGUUUCGUGGCUCUUUGCCCAGCUCCCUCAGAUCUACAAGAACUUUCAAUUGCAAUCGACGUCGGGCCUGUCUUUGUUCUUCCUCGUUGAGUGGUGUCUGGGCGAUGCCAGCAACCUGGUUGGUGCCCUGCUCACUCGCCAAGCGGGCUGGCAAGUCAUUGUGGCCGGAUACUAUGUGCUUGUGGACGUGACUCUGGUGUUCCAGUACUUCUGGUAUACCCACUACAAACAGCCACGACCCACGGAUAUCACGGAUGUGAAGGACCUGAAGGCACAGGGGUUGGUGGGAGGCCAGUCGCCGUCCUAUUCCAACGAGAAAAUGAGCUCUUCUCGUCGGUCAGUGACUCGCACUGGUAGCGGCCGCAGCCUCCCGUCUACCUCAACACGCACCGUGUUGCUGGCUUCCAUGCUGUGUGCCGUGCUCGCAAAUGCAGCUCCGACGGAACCGGAAACCGGGUCCCCAUCCAGUGGAAUCAAUCUUGAGCUCAUCGGCCGCAUCGUUUCGUGGAUGUCAACGGUCCUUUAUCUCGGUUCUCGACCGCCCCAGCUAUAUAAGAACUACUGCCGCAAGAGCACGUCGGGCCUGUCUCCUCUCCUCUUCAUGGCUGCCUUUGGCGGAAACCUCUUCUACUCUGCUUCUCUCCUGACAAACCCGAACGCCUGGUAUGACUUUCCUGCGUAUGGCGGUGGUGGAUGGGCCGACGGCGAUGGCAACGACCGCCUCGAGUGGGUGGGCCGUGCCAUUCCCUUUUUCCUGGGAGCCUUCGGGGUCCUGGGUCUGGACGGCUUCAUGGGCGUGCAAUUCCUCAUGUACGGCUCCAAUGACGGAGAAUCCAUCAUCGAAGUCGAAGACCCCAAGCGCGGACGCAGCCGCUGGACCCGCGUCCGUGGCUGGAUGAGGGGUUGGAUCCCCUCCGUCUCCCCCAAACGCGAGAUCCACCACAGCAACCCUCCCACUCCUCACGAACGACGAGCUCUUCUAGACGAAGACCGCGAGAGAUACGGCACCGUUUGAGCCAUCCCUGCUUUCCCAUUUCUUUAACCCCUGCACUUCGCAGAGGAAUGACCAUUUCAUGACGUAAUGACUAUCAACUAGAGGACUUCCUCUACUGUUUUCGGUUUCCUAUACUAUACAUCUGUGCUCUUUUUGUUUUCUCUACCAGAUCAAUCAGUUUUGGUUAUACCAGCCACUUGGCUCUUCGCGAUCCCCU
This is a messenger RNA of Aspergillus steynii IBT 23096, 1464 nucleotides long. Its product is annotated as PQ-loop repeat-containing protein. Lineage: Eukaryota; Fungi; Ascomycota; Eurotiomycetes; Eurotiales; Aspergillaceae. The record is from RefSeq and is a predicted model, not a curated record. The coding region runs from base 99 to 1268 and encodes 389 amino acids. The transcript has 2 exons.